Messenger RNA from Dinoponera quadriceps, 1563 nucleotides. It is a transcript of the gene Eaf, whose product is annotated as ell-associated factor Eaf. Gene Ontology annotation, molecular function: transcription elongation factor activity. The transcript is spliced from 6 exons. The record is from RefSeq and is a predicted model, not a curated record. Bases 185 to 1174 code for a protein of 329 amino acids. NCBI's taxonomy places the organism in Eukaryota, Metazoa, Arthropoda, Insecta, Hymenoptera, Formicidae. Gene Ontology annotation, biological process: positive regulation of DNA-templated transcription; regulation of transcription elongation by RNA polymerase II. Gene Ontology annotation, cellular component: super elongation complex.
CCGGAACUAAGCGCGAGCGCUUAUAGCGAGAACUUCCAAAUCGAACGUGCCAUGGGUACAACCACUGUUUACGCGACAGGUUCAGCACCCGAGGCUGCUUUUCGAGUCACCGAAUUGGCGGACGUCGCGUACAGACUGAAUCGUUUCGAGCGGCGACGAGUAUCUCGUACAGUCGCUGUUCAAUAUGAGCAGGUUAAUCACUUCGACGAUGCCCGAGCACAGUUAUCAAGGCCGCGAGCCGAGUAUGGCCGAGCGACUUGGAUUAGGACCCGAAGUUCGUGAACUCAAGCUGGGAUCGACUUUUACGAACAACAGCUCGACGGCGUUUCACACUUUGAAAUAUGAUUUUAAACCAGCAAGUGUUGAUGUUUCGAAAAUGGCUAACGUUGAUGCAGGAGCUGACAAUACAAUGACAGUUACAGUUCCUCAUUUAGAUGGAGCUGGUACUCCUCAUACUGUAUUCAAAGGUUCUCAGAGACCUCAUCACAAAGAAUGUGUUCUCAUUAUUGACAAGACUACAGGGGAAUUUAUAUUGGAGAAGCUAACAGCAAAUAUUCAAGUUAAGAAAACAAGAAUGGAACCAACAGCUAAGCAAUUUUUAGCAGUUUCCAAUGGAAAUAAUAGCAAUGGUAGACCCGCAACGCCUGUUGAGCAUAAAAGGAGUCCUACGCACGGCAGGUUAAAUGGAAGGACAAAAGUUAUAAGUGGGACAAAGAGAGAACCUUUUGUCCAGUUGCAUCCGAAGGGACAGAGUCCUCCACCCCAGCCAUCCAGCAGUUGUUCGCCCGCGCAAUCGUCAAAUACACAAUCGACGUUGGCUAGUCUGCCAAUGAUUGGUUCCGAGAUUGAUGAUUUCGCAUUAUCAACUCCGAUAAUCCCGUCAUUUUCGUUCGUACCAGUCCGAGUAUCUCCUCCACCUGUCGUAGUACCAAAUACAAAAUCUACUUCCUUGAAUAGUGACGAGGGUGCGUUAAGUGACUCGAGCACAAGCAGUUCGAGUUCUGACAGCUCGGAUAGCGAUUCCGAUACGGAGAACAUUCCCGUACCAAUGGCAUCAAAUGACGUUUUAAAUACCGCCGCAAAUUCAACCUCAAUCGUCGCGCCACUUAUGCCAGACAACUUUUUAAAUGAAGAUCUGCAAUUGUCCGAAUCAGAAUCUGAUAGUGAUAAAUAAUAAGAUAUCGAUAGUAUCAAUACAAUACAUCAAUACAUAAGUUGUGAUUAUUAACGUGGUGAUUAUUAAUAUUAAACAAAUACUACGUAUAUUAGGUUCUUUUUUAGCUGCACGAUAUCACAUCUUUCGUACUUAAAUUUUACACAUUUAUAUGUGUUAUCAGAUGGUACAUGAUGUAUGAGAACAAACAUUUCGCGAGGAAAAAAUUAGGAAGUGAGUGCAAAGGGUGCAGCUAAGAAACUCUUACACAGAACAGAGAGGAGUUGUAUUAUUCCAAGACGUUUUUACAUAUCUCACAUUUGAUUGCAAAAAUCGCGUGAUAUGAAGGCCACCCAAGGCUAGAGGGGAUCUUUGUAUAUUAUUCAAUAUAUUUAUUUUUGAUAUUGUCA